AUGGGCUCUGACUUGGAGAUCCGUGUCUGUGGUUUGACGGGGAUGCUCUGCGUCCUGAAGCCAGAAGAGGCCGGGGGUCUUACGGAGUUGAAGCUCGCGAUUGAGCAAGCAACAGGCAUCCCGCGCUGGGAGCAACAGCUAGUUGCAGGGACAGAGGAGUUGACAGAGCGAAACUUCUCUAGCCAGUUCUCCCGGGACCUCACGAUGCUCCGACAGAACCUGUCUGCCAAAGACUGGCGGCAGAUCGUUGAGCGGAAUCCGGAGGCAUUUCAACAUGCUCCAGUCUCUGUGAAGCAAGAUCGAGAUGUCGCUCUGAAGGCCAUCUCUCAGGCCGGUCACUCUUUAAAGUAUGCUACCUGUUUGCAAGCGGACCGCGGGGCGGUGAUGACGGCCGUCCAGGAGGCAGGCUCUGCACUGCAAUACGCAGCGGAGCCUUUGAGGUCAGAUCCUGAGGUUGUCCUGGCCGCGGCACGGAAUGAUGCCCAAGCACUCGCCUACGCAUCGAGCCAGCUUCUUGACGAUCGCCGCUUCCUGCUGUCGGUCCUGCGGCGGAACGCUGCUGUGUACACCAUACUUCCACGACAACUUCGCGAAAGCUUCGACUUUGCGCUGGCCGCCGCGGAGCAGAACGGCGAUGUGUUGGCGCACAUGGAAAAGGAAUUCCGAGAGGAUCCGGUGCUGGUGACAGCCGCUGUUAAGCAGAAUGGCCUUGCCAUACGGCAUGCAGCACCCUGGCUCCGGGCGGACCGUGACUGCGUGCGGUUAGCAGUCUCUGAAAACGAAGGGGCUCUGCAGUAUGCGGCAGACUCCCUUCAAGCAGACAGGGCUCUUGUUUUAAGCGCAAUCCCAGAGACUGGGCUGGGGCUGGCGCUGCAGCAUGCAUCUGAAGAGCUCUUGCUGGAUCGAGACUUCCUUCUGGAUGCUAUCCACAAAAAUGCAGAUGCUCUUCUUCAUUCGCCAGCAGAGGGCUUGCAUAACAGUCGCAGCUUCAUGAUGGAGGCCGUACGACGGAACGGAGGGGCCCUUAAGAACGCGACGUCAGACUUACAGGCAGACCCGGAGGUGGUGAAAAGUGCCAUCCGCCACCACAGUGCCGCGUUCCUAAGUGCAGCAGUCAGACUGCAGACCGAGCCUGGCUUUGUUAAGGAAGCGCUUGAUGUCAAUGGGCUGAUCAUGGAACACCUGGGCGAGAAGUUUUCCCACGAUCAUGCCAUGGCAAUGCGUGCCAUUCGACAGAAUUGGAAGUCAUUCCGAUUCUUGCCUCUUCCCUUGCGCAAAGAUCGGGACAUUGUAUUGGCGGCAGUCCGGCAAAAUGGCAUGUCCGUACGCUACGCCGCCGGCACUGCGCUUACAGAUCCUGAUAUCGCCGUGGAAGCGAUUCGACAAGACUGGCGAUCUCUGCAAUUUCUUCCUCUUGGCUUGCGUGGGAACCGAGACAUCGCGCAGGCAGCAGUGGAUCAAGACCGACGUGCUUUGCAGUACCUGCCCCUUGAUCUUCAAUCGCUAGUCGGCACUGACAUCCAGACUGACCUAGGCGACAGCUCGGAAAAUGGGACCGUCAUUGCCUUCCUCACUGUAGAAGCAUGUCAUGCAGGGCCCUCAGAGGUCUCGGAUGUCUCAGACUUUGCUGCAGACUACCCUUUUUCGAGGGCAGCUGCCGUCAGAGCGCUCGGCACUGGCAAGGAAGUGAUCGGUUUCGCCAGGGAGCUGGGCGGCGGUCCCCCAGUGCAUCUCCCGCAGGUAGUGCCCAAGAUCGUAUUUACCAAGCAGGCCCUGGAGUCCAAAGGAAAGCUUUGCCUGCGACCAGAGGAGACACGGACAGUGUUGACAGAGAUACAAGGACGUCCGAUACUUGUGGGAACAGACGACUAUGCCCACAUCUUCAAAGCCUUCUUGAAGCUGCACCUGUGGGAACAGGUGGUGCAUCUUUGGCAAAGCAUGAAGCAAGAAGGAAUGGUCUCCAACAGCAGAGCGUCUGGAAACGUUGCCGAGUCUUUCAUCAGAGGAGGUACGUGGGCUGGGUCUUUGGUGAUCCUUAACACAAUGCAUGCAGAGCGACUGGGCUUACGAAAUGCCGCACAAGGUGCUGCUCUAGCAGUCUGCCGACAGCGUCGCUUGUGGCAAGAAGCCUUGCAGCAGUUUCUGCAGGAGGGAAUCUUCACGCUGCUGACAAUGAAGCGCAUGUUCUCCAUCCUUGCAGAUGCUGAUCAAGUUGGCUUGUUGAAGACACUACUGGCACUGUUUCGUCAGAACGAGAGGACUUCGCGCAAUGCUCCACGAGUUGCAGCGAAUGCAUUUGCGGAAGCUGGUCUUUGGCAGGCGCAUCGGUUUACGCCUGGUCAGCAGCUGCUGGAGAAGGUGCGCGAGAAGCCCUCGCUGGCAAACUUGGCCAGCCUUGCCUGCCGGCCUGCCGUGGAGGUCAUGGGCGCGAAAUUCCGGGCAGCGCGCUGGCGAGAGGCAUGUUUCCUCGUGGCGUCCCAGAGAUCAAAUGACACUUUCUUCAGUGUUGCUCUGCUCUCAAAUGCUGUUGGCGCUUGUAGUCGGGCAGCGAGAUUGCAGGAGGCAUUCUACCUCUUGCAACUGAUGCGACGGAGGGGAUAUUGGCCGACGGUGCGCACAUUCAAUCUCGUGCUGCUCGCUUGUGCCAGGGCGGGCAACUUGCACCAAGCGUUAGAGGUCUUGGCAGAGAUGAGGUUUUCCAUGCGCGACCCAGACCUCAUCUCAUACAGCACCUGCAUAUCCGCCACAGAGAAGGCACGGGACUGGGCCACCUCGCUCCUUCUUCUUCGGAAGAUCCAGACAGCGGGGUUGAGAGAAGAUGCCAUCGCAGUCAGCACGGUGAUAAAGAUCUGCGAGAAGGCUUCAGCCACAACAGCAGUCGACUGCCCAGUAAACAGACUCGAAGCUGGCUGCCGUGAUGCCGUUUGCGCUGGAGAGUCUGACAUUGACAAGAUUUUGGCGUUGGGUCCAAAUCCUGUUCUCGAGGAGAUGAUGCCGAUUCUUCGGCAACACCGAGGAUCUUUGGAGAGGAACCCGCAAUAUGCGACCAACUUGCUGAAGAUACUGGUGGAUGAGGGUCGCGGUCCGGUCGCCAUGCUGGUCCUAAAUUUCAUGCGCACCAACGGCCUGAAAAUCAAUAAGAGCCACUGCAACGUCCUGAUGAAUGCCAUGCAGGAUCCCACCUGCAAAGCAGCCGUGCGAUGGUUGGCUUGGAUGAGGUCAGCAUCUGUACCGCCGGAUACUCGCACCUACAAUAUUGCACUGAAGCUGAGCCGAGAGGUGCGCCAGUGGAAGAUGGCGCUGCAUUUUCUACAGGAAAUGGGUGACAAGCACGUAGCGCCGAACCACAUAACCUUGAAUACAGCCAUCGACACCUGCAUAAGAGCUGGGGAGCUGCAAACUGGUCUUCGGCUUGUGGCAUCCCUCCUCGAAAAGCGGGGGCUGGAUCUGGACGAUGUGACACUCGGAACUCUUUUGCAAGCUUUUCAAGAAGCUGGACAGUGGGAACAAGCGCUGCUCAUCUUUAGCAGUAUACCGCGCAUGCGCCUGCAGCAGACAGCGUUUCAUUUUGCUGGAGCUAUGAAUUCUUGCGCAGUGUCCGGGCAGUGGGAGUGGACACUAGAACUGCUGGACCGCAUGCAGCACAAGCUCGUGUCUCCGGACGAAGUGUGUUACAAUACCAUCCUUAGUGCAUGCGAGGAAGGCGAACAGUGGGAGCUCGCGAUUGAAACCUUCACUAGUAUGUUUGGUCAGAAACUCAUACCAAACCAGCGCAGCUUUACAUCCGCGAUAAGCGCCUGUGGUACAUGUCAGCAGUGGGAAGCGGCACUUGCGCUCUUCCGUUUGAUGCCUAACCCCAACCGUAUCCAUUGGAAUGCAGUCAUAAGCUCCUCGGCACAGUCAGCUUGGCCGAGCGCUUUUGCUCUCUUUCAUCGCAUGAUCCGAGAGAGUGUCCCACCUGACCUGGAUACGAUGGGCAGUGCUAUGCAGAUUUACCAAUCUGCUGGGCACUGGCCGGCCGCGCUGCAUUUGUUUGCAUCCAUGACAGCUAGCGCCGACCCCGACAUGCGGAGUCGCUCACGUGGAUACAACUAUGCACUGGAUGCUCUUCAUGAAGUGGACUGCGCUGCUCACCUUUGGAACCAGGCGGUGAGGGAGGCAGUGUUCCCAGGAGUUAUGAAGGGAGGUCCGAACAAGCUGGAUCUGCACGGCCUUUCCUUCGGUGCAGCGAAGCUGGCAGUGAAGUGGUGGAUUCAUGAGGUCGUGCCUGAGCUGCUUGAUGCCGCGAGUCCACCGCCUUACUUCCUUGUCAUCGUUGGCCGCCUCAAGGGCCGCAGGGGCGAACCCGUCCUUCGUGGCAUGGUCAUCGAGUACUUGGACAGCCUGGGCCUGGCCUGGAAGCAGUCUAAAACGAGCAAGCUCGCAGACUGGGACGACUCGCAGGGCCUGGAAUGGGAGCAUCCCCUGCAGCUGCUCACACAAAUGUAUGGCUCGAGUCUUCGGCCGGACACCGUGGCAGUCAGCUCUGUGCUGCGCACGUUGCAAGAGGGCAUGCGGUGGAGGGACAAUUGCCACAUGCUGCACAACAUGAAACAGCGAGCUUUUCGGGAUGACAUCAAGGCUCACAACUCGGCAGCAUCGGCCCUGGAGAAGGUGAGCAAGUGGGAAGGCUUAACGCUGUCGAGUACUGCAGCACUCGCGGGCAUGCUGCAAAAGGACGAGGCUUCCUUUGGAGUCAUGCUGGGUUUUCGCCUCGCGGUGUCUGGGCUUCGAGACCUCGUUCGAGGAGGAUUCAGGGCCACGCCGCAAUUUCUGGGCAUGGCCUUGGAGGCCGGGCGGGAAGAGCCAUCCAUGGCGCCUGUGGUCGCGGCUUUGCUGGGAGAGCUCAAGGAGCGGAUGGCGAAAUGGCUUCAUCCACCCUCCCGGAGUUCUGACGAGGCCAUGCUUGGCAUUCGCGAGUCCUCCGCGGCUGUCGAGAUGCUGCACCAGUACGAUGUCCUGGAAGGGCAAACCUACACAGCCUUUCACAAGCGAGCUUGCCGGCCCAGCUCUUGGUUGCUCGGAUUGGUGCGGGCUCCAAGCGCUGACGGUCGGCUGGGACCUGACACAGUGAUUGGAUUUGAAGGCAUCCGCCGCAUCCGUCGGCCGGGAAAAGGAGAGUUUGUCAUGGCUAGAACUUCUGGGCUCUACCCAGGUGUUCCCUGCCGCGACGCCCUGGUCUCCUGUUCCCGGCGCAUGUUUCAGAGGCUCGAUGCACCCGACAGGCUUGGUGCUUCGUCGGAAACUGUAACUGCAUGGACGACGUACCUUUUCCUGUGUGGGACCAAGGGCCGCGCUUUUGGUGUUUGA
Symbiodinium sp. CCMP2456 is the source of this 5349-nucleotide messenger RNA. The record is from the annotation of a GenBank genome assembly. NCBI's taxonomy places the organism in Eukaryota, Dinophyceae, Suessiales, Symbiodiniaceae.